Cladocopium goreaui is the source of this 2139-nucleotide messenger RNA. The record is from the annotation of a GenBank genome assembly. Lineage: Eukaryota; Dinophyceae; Suessiales; Symbiodiniaceae.
AUGGCCGCAGAGCUCGAAGCGAAUCUGCUACGAGCGCUUGAGAUGGGUGUGCAGAAGGCCGCAAGCGUUUUCGAAAAGAGCGCAGAUGCCCAAAUCAUUCCAAGGGGCCAGUACGUCAGUGAGGGCGAGGCAGCGAACCUGUCCUCCUUAACCUCUUGGGGAUUGAGUCUUCAUGUUGGUUUCCACAGCCACAUCGAAAUCAUCAGCCACUUGCUCCAUCUCUGUGUGCAAAUGGCGUUGUUUCCUCGUCCUGAGCAGACAGAGACGAGCGUGCAAGCGAACUCAAGAUCGGUCUUUUCCUCCCACCAGGGUGUGCAAGUUGGGUCGAAUGGCAGGCCACGUGACAGGGCAGUGCAACACCCAAGCAGGAACUAUCAGGUGCCAGGUUGGCGCCCGGUGGUCGAUGCUUCAACGGAGACGCGACCCAAGGGGGGCCCUCCAGCCUGGCGGCGCAGCAUCAAAGAUUCUCAGAUCAAGCGCCCACGAAACGCCAUAGUGCGCAUAGGUGGCGGUUGGCACGUGCUGCGCAAUGACCCAGAGCCCUCCGAGAAAACUGAGAGUGCCGCGGGAACAGCCCUGGCGGUGCGCACCUCCAGCCCAGCAAGUUCCCCCAGCAGAAGUCGUAGCCCAGACCCUGAGCGGCAUCCCUUUGCCCAUGGAGCUCCAUCCAGGGACACACCCAUCGAACGCUUUACCUUCGGCGCUUACGCCUCGGGCUCUUCCUUUGGCCACACCUACGCCAGCAAAGAUCCGGAGAAAGUGGCCCGCGAGGUGGACCGCGGCAAGUUAAGACACUACGGUCUCUUCCGCGUCUUGAAGCCCCGGGAGCCCUUGGACAGCCCCACUUUGGCGCUGAGCAACGGCAGCAACGGCGGCGGGACCCCGCGCAGCCUGCGCACACCCAGCCCCAGCCCGCGGCGGAGGGCGGAGUCGUCGGAGCUGGUGGAUGUGGAGGAAGUGGAUGAAGAUGAGGAAGAAAUCCCAGGCAUCACAGUCUUCGCACCCAAUGCCAUGCAAGUGCCCACGUGUGGCGCUCAGAUGAGGUACCAAUGUUUGGCCCCGGUAGCAGCCAUUGUGCUCCACACCAAUGCUGGAUACAACUUCGGGUCCUCCAAGUGCCCUUGCGUGGGUUUCUCCGGCUUGGAGGGCAGCACCACCGUCCAGCUGAAUGCCACGGUCUCCACGGAGUACCCCGCCAACUUCGCCGCAUACUGCGAGGCCUGGGAUAAUGGGCGCAACAACGUGAGCUGCCAGGAGGGGCAGACGCCGGGCAAGGACCAAGGAUGGUGUGCAGAAGCUUGGUGCUACGUGGACCCCUGCAACUGCGAACUGGAUGAGCCCGCCACCAAGGUGCCUGAAGAGGGUGGAUAUAUGCCACAUGCCAGCUAUCAGGGGCGUGGCAUGUGGUACUCCUACAAAACCUGUGGUGGCAAGGACUACUGGAUGACACCGGAGAAGAAGAAGGAACUCCAAGCUGUGCCCAAGAACUGCAGCAAGAAGGUGGACGAGAAGAAGUGGGGCUCCGAGAAGUGUCGCUGCAUCGGCUACAACGGCGCCCCCGGCCAGACCAACGUCAGCAUCAACGGCGCAGAGGUGCCGUACCCGGCAGAGGCCGGCGCCAGCUGCGAGGCUUGGGAUGCCAAGAACCAUCCGGACUGCCUGGGUGACAAACCUGCAGCUUGGUGCAAGAUGUCCUGGUGCUAUGUGGAUCCAUGCGAAUGCCAACUGGAAGUUCCUCCUAAGACUUCCUCCUAUUUGCCCAAGGCUCGCGGCAAUGGAAAACCCAUCUACUUCUCCUAUGCCGCCUGUGGGGCUGAGGAUGAAUAUACCAAGGGCAACGAAGAGGCUUGUGUGAACCAAGAUGUGGAAAGCAACUGCACCAAGUUGGAGAAAUGUGCCUGGACGGGGAAGCAGUGCCUGGGCAAGGAGCUGGUGGAGGUCUGCAGUUCAGCCAGCUCCCUGGGUCUCCUGGGUCUCCUGGGUGCAGUGGCACAGCUGAUGGCCAUGCAUACUCGCCCCGUGCGUCCCAGAGCGAGGCCCAGUUCGGCUCCACGGGAUUUUCAACGUGGAAGUCCCAUGGAGCCAGGACAACUUCCCCAGCGGCCCAGCUCAGCCAGCUCAAUCCAACGAAGAUAUUAG